AUGUCCAGCCCGCAGGAGGAGAACCAGAAGGAGAACCAGGAGCAGAACCAGGAGGAGAACCAGGAGCAGAAGCAGGAGGAGAACCACGAGCAGACAGAGGAGAAUAAUACGGGAGUGAAAGAGAAUAAAAUUGAGCAGAAAGAAGAGAAAACGGAGGAAAAGAAAGAAGAACAGAAGGAGGAGAAGAAGGAGGAGAAGGAGGAGAAGAAGGAGGAGAAGGAGGAGAAGAAGGAGAAGAAGGAGGAGGAAUCAUGGACGGACUGCAUCUACAACCGGAGGACCGGAGAGUUCCUCGGUCGCACCGCCAGCAGCUGGGGUCUCAUCCUGCUGUUCUACCUGGUGUUCUACGGGUUCUUAGCGGGGAUGUUCUGCCUCACCAUGUGGGUCAUGCUCCAGACGCUCGAUGACAACGUUCCACGCUGUCAGGACCGGGUCUCCAGUCCAGGUUUGGUGAUUCGUCCUCACGCAGCAGAAAUCUUCUUCAAUCGCAGCGAUCCCGAAAACUUCCAACCGUUCGUCGUCCAGCUGAACGAGCUGCUGCAGCGUUAUAACGACAGCGUGCAGGAGCGUAACGACCUGUGUCUGGUGGGAGAGUUCACGGAGCAGGACGGCGAGCAGCUGAAGAAGGUUUGUCAGUUUAAACGCAGCACGCUGCAGCAGUGCUCCGGCCUCAGCGACGCUAGCUUUGGAUACGCAGACGGGAAACCCUGCGUCAUCGUCAAGAUGAACCGGGUGAUUGGACUGAGACCACGAGGAGACCCUUACAUCAACUGUACUGCCAAGAGAGACACGCCGUUACAGAUGCAGGUCUUCCCGUUCGAGGGCCGGAUGGAUAAAAUGUUUUUCCCCUACUACGGGAAGAAUGGUCAUCCGGACUACGUGCAGCCUCUGGUCGCCGUGAAGCUGCUUUUAACGAAAGAAGACUACAACGUGGAGCAGACGGUGGAGUGUAAGGUCGAAGGCGCAGACCUCCGGAACAACGAUGAGCGUGACAAGUUUCUUGGCCGCGUCACCUUUCGGGUCAAAGUGUCCGAGUAG
Scomber japonicus (chub mackerel) is the source of this 1038-nucleotide messenger RNA. RefSeq names its product sodium/potassium-transporting ATPase subunit beta-3-like. The coding region runs from base 1 to 1038 and encodes 345 amino acids. Gene Ontology annotation, molecular function: ATPase activator activity. Gene Ontology annotation, cellular component: sodium:potassium-exchanging ATPase complex. Gene Ontology annotation, biological process: potassium ion import across plasma membrane; intracellular potassium ion homeostasis; sodium ion export across plasma membrane. The transcript has 7 exons. NCBI's taxonomy places the organism in Eukaryota, Metazoa, Chordata, Actinopteri, Scombriformes, Scombridae. The record is from RefSeq and is a predicted model, not a curated record.